Messenger RNA from Closterium sp. NIES-67, 2073 nucleotides. The record is from the annotation of a GenBank genome assembly. NCBI's taxonomy places the organism in Eukaryota, Viridiplantae, Streptophyta, Zygnematophyceae, Desmidiales, Closteriaceae.
UUACAGAAAUGCUGAAGUAUGAAUUUAUCACAACACUCCCCUUCAUUUCUGGAAGUCCGACAGGGUCACUUCUUGAUGAUUCAGCAGAGCUCAUUGCAGUACUGGUACUUCUGACGUCUCAGCUUCUUGGUGAGAAAAUCUGCAGCUAUUUCAUUGGUCGAACAGUAGACCAAUCACAUUCUCCCCUUCUCGACUUCAUCCUUAACGAAAAAAUAUCGUAGUGAAAUGUGUUUCGUCUUGUUGGCGAGGCGAGGCUGGUGCGCGAUUUGAUUGCACUCUGAUUGUCGCACUGCAAGAUGAACUGUGUACUUGUCGUCAAUUUUGCUUCCUCCAGUAGCUCUUGCAGGUAGAGUCCUUCGCGAGUAGCUGUGCAAGGAGCUAUAAACUUGACUUCAGCAGUUGAUAGGGCUAUGCGUUCUUGCUUUGUAGAAUUCCAGGAGAUGGUCACGAUAGGUUCGAGACAAUUAGAAGUAUUUGCUGCGUGAUCAGCAUCAAAAUAUCCGGUAAGAUAAAGAGUUUUCGUAGUGACAACUUGAUAGGUAUGUUCGACUUCAGGCAUUGAAGUAAAAUACUGUAGGGCGCGUAGAAGUUCUAGCCAAUUGUUCCCCUCAUGUCGACGCAGAUAUUGAGCGAGCUGGCUAGCAAAAUAGGAGAGAUCCGGACGACACGUUACGGCUGCGAAUAAGAGACAACCUAAUUGCUGCUGAUAGAGCUGAUGUUCAGUGCUGUCAAGCGGAGCUGUAUCGGGUUUGUAAUCCAUAUGCAGAGAGCGGUAAGGCGUAGUGACUGUCGAGGGUGUGAGAUUAAACUGCACGGCUAGUGUAGCAGCAUACUUUGAAGCAGUACGAUGAAUAGCAGUUGGUGUGCGGUGAAUUUUUAGUCCAAGAAACUGUGUGGAAGUAGUUGUAAUGGUGAUCUGUAGGUGUUGUUGAAAUUUCUGUUCGAAGGCAGUAGCGAGAGAAUCAAUGGUGCUAACGUAGAGCAAAGUGUCAACAUAAGCGACGAGAAGAAUGUAUCCAGGGCCGUCGAUAAGUAAAUACAUGCCUUGAUUGUGCGGUAGCUGUCGAAACCCGGCAGCAAGUAAAUGAGCAUGAAGAUACUGCUGUCACUGGCGUGGAGCCUGUUUAGUGUCGUAGAGAGACUUUCUGAGACGGCAGACGCUUGGAGGAGCCCUGAACUCCUGGUCCAUGGCUUCCCGCCAUUUUUCCCUGUGUGGACUGCUCAAAUCUUGGCGAACAGUUUUCAUCUCUGAAAUCUUAUUGAUGUUCGACUGUGCUGCAACUGCGAGUCCCAAAACUUGUAAUCCUGUUUCUGUAAAACGAGGACGAUUGGAGUUGACACCGGAGAAAUUGUCUUCUGACCCCUGUUCCCCCCCAAUUUUGCCAGGUGUCACACGGAUAGCUGGUUUGGAGACACCGGGCAUUGGCUGCUGCUAAGGAUCAUGUUAGCAAUCAAGAAUAAUGUCUCGGACGUCUUCAGAAGCAGCUUCGCUGAGUGGGAUGAAUUCAGCGGUUCCGGCUGACGUGGCUGGCAUGGGGAUGUUUGUGGCAGCUGCUUCAAAAUUGUCGGCAACUGCUUCAUCCUGUGCAUCUGUCUCAGCUUCACUGCGAGCCUUCAAACAACCUGACAGGGUUCGCAGAUGCUUCCUGGGACCCUCGGCGUUUGAUGCAUAGGGUUUGAAGAUACUCACUGCACGUGUUACUGGUAUACUCUCCUGCUCCGUCACUUUGAAAUUCUUGGAGCUUCUCCUUCGACUCUCUCUCAGCAACUGCAAGCCAUGCGACGAAAAUGGAGUGAGCCAUAUGGCGAGCUGGGAUGUUGACAGUCCAAAUGUAGCGAGUACAAGCUUUGAUAAAAGUAUAUUAUAUAGAGUUCCCCCUUAGGCCCAGCUUCAGGUAAGUUCAGGAUGUCACUGUAGACUGUCUGCAUAAGCGUGUAGCAAAUCGAUCCUGGAAAGUGACUUGAAACGGGUUCAUGUAGCUGAUUAGCAGUGGUACACAUGGUGCAGACGGUCAGGCGGGAUGACAGCUUUAUCUCUUUUCCAUCAGGUAAGAGUAAACUGUUCUUGUCAAU